Molecule: messenger RNA, 1534 nt
Organism: Spodoptera litura
Lineage: Eukaryota; Metazoa; Arthropoda; Insecta; Lepidoptera; Noctuidae
Source: RefSeq, a predicted model, not a curated record
UUAGUCUUAGUACCGUUGGAAACUUUAACUUGGUUAUAGCUAGUAAAGAUCCUUUGGAAUUUGCUAUUUGGGCAAACAUGAAAUGAUUUGCGAAUUUCUAUUGACACAGUGUUGAUUUUUGUGUCAAUACUUUUGUCACAUUAGGUAAUGAUCACAUAAAAACUUAGAUAUUUACGUGAUAAGAUAUCUUUAGGUAAAGUAACAAAACGUGACUGUUUACUGAGUAGGUGUAUGCUACACGUUUUUAUACCCAUUUUAUGUUGUUAGUUGAUUAAUAUUAUGACUAAACACUUGGAUUAUUGAACACAGUUUUUCAUAAAAUAAUAUGGAACGAGGUAAAAAAGAAUCUAAUUAAUGACUACAAACUUUUUACUUCAAACAAACUUCAUUACCAGAAAAGGAAAUCAUGAGUGUCAAAUUAAGAAGUAUCCUAAAAAAAUAUUUUGGAAAUUUUUGUUUCAAAGUAAUUAAGAAAGUUCGGUUAUUCGAUAUGGCGAGUGGCGGAGACGCGCCGGUUACUAUUUUACCUAAGCACAUGACUUACUCGAAAUCUAGAGUACCGAUAUUGGGUGCGUUAAUUGAUUAUGUGGACACCAGCGUCCAAUAUUUGAGGAAGAAGACUUUCGCACAAGCGGAGAAACUGCACGCGAAGUCCUCGAGGGCGACGCUGUCUGCUAGCUUCCUCGCUAGUGUCUGUCUGAUGCUAGGGUUCGUGUGCAACGUGAAGUUUGAAGUAGUGACCGUGGACGAGGAGCCUCUGCCCAAUGACUUGCAUUUCAUGCUUAUGAGCAAGGAGGACAAACUGUACAUCGACGAUAUUGACGUGUCGCGUGUGAUGUGGUGUGUGGAGGCGUCUGACAGUCUUGUUAUAUUAAUUAGCAGUUUGCUAAUAUGGAACUCUUCAAACGUGCGCUCUCCACUAAGUGAGUAUCUGUUCCUCCCCUGGCUGGGCGCAACCCUUCGCGGCCUGUUCUUACGACAGGCCCCCACAGCCGGAGCUCUCCUCUAUACGAUGGCAGUCAUCAACGGCAACGUGAAUCCUCUCUUCCUGACUGCUUUCUCGUUUCUAUUCCUAUUGGAAGCGCGGCUGUGGCUGGAGAUUGCUCGUCUGGUGCGCUCCAGGUGGGAACGGCGCGAGCAUGCCAUGGCCUCACACGAUUCAGAGUAUGAAGUCGAGACUCUAUGGAGCAAUGAUGAUGUCCAAAGCAUUGAAAUGAGAAACUACGUUUAUUAGGAUAACUUGCUAAUAUUUACUUAUAACCAUCGAGUAAUAAAUAACUGAACGUUCAAAAUAAUUUUAAAAAUAAUUUACAUCGUUUUGUUGCUUUUCUAAAUGAUCGACGACGUGAUUUCCUUUACAGAGGCGAACUGACAACGAAACGAAAAGUUGCUUUUCGUAUCUCUAUCGUGGCCAUCCUUUUUAAUUUUUAGUUUCUUGGGUAAUUUAAUUAGUACCUAAUCACUGUCGGUUUUGUAACUAAAAAUUUCUAUUUUUGUAAUUAUUCAGUUAUAUUUUUGUACGUACGUAGUUAAA